AUGGGAAAUAUGAACAUGGCUGCUAUCUCUCUGUUUGUCCUGUUUGCUCUUUCUGAACCUGUUUUUCUUUUACCCCUAAAACAGGAAAAUAACUUCCAGGAGCAGUGUCCUGUUUUUCGCUGCGGAAACUCACACAUCAGCUACCCUUUCAGCAAUAAAACAGAGAAUGCAAAAUGUGGUCCUUUUGUAGUGGAUGGUUGUGAUAAUGAGCAUCAGCAGAUCAGCCUAGACAGAGGAUCGGGAAAAUGGUAUCGACUUCAGAACAUCAGCUUCGAACCAUUUUCUUCAGAGGGUUCUUUUUCCAUCAUUGACAGGGAGCUUCAGUAUCAGUUGAAUACUAGGAACUGUGCAUCCUUCAAUAAUUUGAGUCUUCCCCAUAUCCAAUAUGUUGAUAUUCAAAUACCCAAUUCAAUAACCUUCUUCAAAUGCAACCACACCAUAAGAUUCCCAAAUUCUGCUUUUGAUCAUGAAUACUCAGAGUGCCCCAACUUCAACAUUUUUUAUACUGACAUGAAUGCUAAACUACCGAGUCCUCCGACCAAUUGUUCAUCUAUUUCACUUCCAGCGAAUACAGACAAGGGUUAUACUGACAUAUUUAAUUUGUUAACUGGUGAAUUCUCACUCCAAGUGACUAUACGGCCUGAAUUCAUCCUAUGUUACUACGACUGUUUGUUAAAUAAAGGAACAUGUCAACGGAACAACAGAACAAAACGAUUGGAGUGCAUGUACACAAAUGGAAGGGCCAUUGAUAUAGAUAUCAAGAUUCCAUCACCCCAAUCAUCAUUCCCACCUUCCUCGAGUCCAAUACCUCAAAAGGAAAGCAAAAAAGGAUCAGAACGGAGAGUAAUAACUGGUGUUGUUUGCGGAGCUAUGGUCCUAACAACAGUUGUGCUCGCGAUUUUCUUCUGGUAUCGACAUAAUCGAAAAAACGCUUCUACAAACCUUCAACGAACAAACACUUAUUCUCGUGCCUUCUCAAAAUCUGACCUGGAAAAUGCUAAUAUAUACUUUGGACUCUCCAUCUUCUCCUACUCGGAACUCGAAGAUGCAACUAAGAACUUUGCUUCAGAGAAUGAACUCGGAGAUGGAGGUUUUGGAACUGUUUACUAUGGAAAACUUCAAGACGGGCGUGAAGUUGCUGUCAAACGCUUAUAUGAGCGUAACUACAGGAAGGUUAAUCAAUUUCUGAAUGAAAUCGAAAUCCUCACAAGACUGCGCCACCAAAAUCUAGUAUCUCUUUAUGGGUGCACUUCACGUCGCAGCCGGGAGCUGCUUCUUGUUUAUGAAUACAUUCCCAACGGCACUGUUGCUGAUCAUCUCCAUGGAAAUCAAGCCAAGUGUAGUCCACUUACCUGGCCAGUUCGAUUGAAAAUUGCCAUAGAAACAGCGAAUGCGUUGGUUUACCUUCAUGCUUCUGAUAUUAUUCAUCGAGAUGUGAAGACUAACAACAUUCUCCUUGACAACAAUUUUUGUGUCAAAGUUGCAGAUUUUGGGAUUUCUAGAUUAUUCCCGACGAAUGCGACACAUAUCUCAACUGCUCCACAAGGGACUCCUGGAUAUGUUGAUCCUGAAUAUUUCAACUGUUAUCAGCUAACUGAAAAGAGUGAUGUCUAUAGCUUUGGUGUUGUCUUGGCUGAGCUCAUAUCAUCGAUGCCUGCUGUUGAUAUAACACGAGAAAGACAUGAUAUUAAUCUAUCCAGCUUAGCAAUAAACAAGAUUCAGAAAAACGAAUUCAAUGAGUUGAUCGACCCUUUUCUUGGAUAUCAAUCAAAUGAAGAAAUAAAAAAGAUGACAACGUUAGUUGCAGAGCUAGCAUUUCUAUGUUUGCAACAAGAUAAGGAAAUGAGACCUACUAUGGAUGAGAUUCAAGAGGAACUCAAGAGAAUUGAAAAUGGGGAGUAUGAGUGGGAUACUCCAGAUCAGGAGGAGCAUGAGGAUCCAUAGGUAUUCAAAAACCACAGUUGUCUAGAAAUCAAAAGAAAGAGAGAGGGGCAAUCAUUCCUACUUCCUACUCAUAUUAAUAAUUUAAAAAUUAAAGUUUCUUCUUUACAA
Molecule: messenger RNA, 2052 nt
Organism: Mercurialis annua (annual mercury)
Lineage: Eukaryota; Viridiplantae; Streptophyta; Magnoliopsida; Malpighiales; Euphorbiaceae
Product: LEAF RUST 10 DISEASE-RESISTANCE LOCUS RECEPTOR-LIKE PROTEIN KINASE-like 1.1
Exons: 3
Coding region: 1-1944 (647 amino acids)
Biological process (GO): protein phosphorylation
Molecular function (GO): ATP binding; protein kinase activity
Source: RefSeq, a predicted model, not a curated record